Scophthalmus maximus (turbot) is the source of this 2668-nucleotide messenger RNA. It is a transcript of the gene ftr82, whose product is annotated as finTRIM family, member 82. Lineage: Eukaryota; Metazoa; Chordata; Actinopteri; Pleuronectiformes; Scophthalmidae. The record is from RefSeq and is a predicted model, not a curated record. The transcript has 7 exons. Gene Ontology annotation, molecular function: protein binding; zinc ion binding. The coding region runs from base 121 to 1851 and encodes 576 amino acids.
GUCCCUGGCAGGCUGUACCAAACUCUUGAGGGCGGUCUCCCAGGCACCGUCGACGAAACUCCUAUCUGCUUCUGGCAUUCUCUCUGUCUGUUUCCACAGGUCUGACUGUGUGCUGAGUCCAUGACAAUGGCUGAUCACAGUUCUCCAGAUUACUUCAGCUGCUCCCUAUGUCAGAGCCUUCUGAGGGAUCCUGUGGCUAUCCCCUGUGGCCACAGUUUCUGUAUGGACUGCAUCAGUGGAUAUUGGAACGAGGCUGACUACACAGGGAUUUAUAUUUGUCCCCAAUGUAAGAUCACAUUCACCCAGAGGCCUGUGCUACGCCCCAACGCCACUCUGAGCAUGGUGGCUGAGAAGAUCAAGAAGAGCGGUCUGAACCUCAACCUCAACAUGUCCCAGGUGAACGUCUACGCCGGACAGAAUGAUGUCCCCUGUGAUUUCUGCACUGGGAAGAAGUUGAAGGCUGUGAAGUCCUGUCUGAACUGCCUGGCGUCCUACUGCGACAAGCACCUGAAGCCUCACUAUGAAUCGGCCACAUUCAAAAGGCACAAGCUGGUAGAGGUCCUUGUGAACUUGGACAGGAAGAUCUGCCCGCAGCACCAGAAGUCCCUGGAGCUCUUCUGUCGAACUGACCAGAUGUGUAUCUGUGCCAUCUGCACAGUCAGCGAACACAGGGGCCAUGACAUCGUCUCUGCUGAGGCAGAGAGGGGUGAGAAACAGAAACUGUUGGGCGUCUCCCAGGCUGAGAUUAGACAAAAAUGCCAGGAGAGGGUGAAGGAGUUGGACGAACUGAAGACUGCAGUGGAUUCCCUGAAGAAUUCAGCCCAGAGAGCCAUGGUAGAGAGCCAGAAGAUGUUCGAGGAUAUGAUCCGCUCCAUUGAGAGGAUGAGGUCAGAGGUGACCAAGUUAAUUGGCAUCAACGAGAAGGCCGCUUUCAACCAGGCCGAGGCUUUGAUCGAGCGACUGGAACAGGAGAUUGAUGAGCUGAAGAAAAAGGAGACGGGGCUCAAGCAGCUGUACAGCACAGAGGACCACAUUCACUUCUUGCAGAACUUCAACUACCUCUGCACUCCAACUGAUGAUAGCUUCCUUCCCAGAGUGACGGUAAACCCUGACUUCUCCUUUGGGGCUGUGAGGAAAGCUGUCGCUGAGAUUAAGGACCGACUUGAGGAGUUUGGCAGAGAGGAGCUGCUUAAGAUCUCCAAGUCAGUGAAUGAGGUCCCAGUCUACACGACAGAAAGUCGAACAUUGGAAAGAAAGAGCAGAGGGAAAGAAAUGAUAGUGAACAACCUCCUUCCACCGGAACCGAAGAGCAGAGCAGACUUUGUGAAAUACUUCUGCCAGCUGAAAUUAGACCCGAGCACAGCCUACAAGGAGCUAUUCAUCUCUGAAACCAGCAGAAAAGUCAUCCGCACAAGGGACCUGCAGCCCUAUGGGGACAACCCAGAGCGGUUUGACAGCUUUGCCCAGGUGCUGUGCCGGGAGGCCCUGUCUGGGGGUCGCUUCUACUGGGAGAUCGAGUGGAGUGGGGAGUUCUCCAUCGGAGUGGCCUACAACAGCAUCAGCCGAAAGGGCAAAGGCUCACUGUGUCUCCUGGGCUACAACGACAAAUCCUGGAGUCUCCUCUGCUCCGACACAGGUUACUCUGCAUGGCACAACCGUGUGGACAAAACCGUCAAUGGCCCCCACUCCCCCAGAAUAGGUGUGUACCUGGACCACACUGCAGGUGUGCUGGCAUUUUACAGCAUAAGCAACACCAUGACCCUCCUGCACAGGUUUGAGACCACAUUCGUUGAGCCCAUCUAUCCAGGCUUCGGAGUCGGGACCUCAGUCAAGAUCUGCAAUAUCAAGUGAUCGUCGACAAUUGAGCCCUCAUUUGAAAAUAUUUUACAUUUGUUUCUUACACUACACAGCAAUGCUUUUGGAAUAUAUAUUUUUGCAGAAAACAUUUUGACAUUGUACCAGGCCACAUGAACUGAGUUUUAUCGUUUUGUGUUCAAAUGUGUAUAUAUAUUUUUUUAACCCUACACAUCACAUAUUAGGUUUUGCAUUCAUGCAUGCUCUCAAAUCACAUUAUCGUGUUAGUUUUCUAAGACUUUGCUGAAAUACAUAACAACUACGUAAUCAUGCAAGUACAAUACAAUAUGAAGAAUAGUGUUAUUCCAUUUAGCUUCUAAUAAAAACUGCUGAAGGAUAUUAUAACAUGUCAGUAUGCAAUAAAUGUUCCACAGAUAAAAAUAUACAUUACAUUUUUAGAUUUAGUUUUAGAUUUACAAUUAUUUCUAAAUCAAAGGUAUGACAUAUUAUGAUACAUUAUGAUAUAAUUAUAUUUCAUAAUGACUGUGCCCUGAGAUAACCUGAGGUACAUUUUCUUAUGUCAUCACACUGUUGGACAAUAUUAUUUCAGAAUACAUUUAAAGUCCUUGCAUUUUGUAUAAUGUUCAUGUCCCUGCAUCAACAGGUAGUAUUAUGGUUUCAUUAUUCAGAAUAUUCAUGUUUUGAUAUUAUCUGUCAAGUCACAUCAGUUGCUGAGCCUGUUUUUCUCACUUGAACUAACCCUUAUUUAAAUUUGUGUAUGUUUACUUAUAUAAUGGCCAACCAGAUUAUAAUUGUUAUCUUGUUUUGUAACAAAAUUAUCCAUUUAUAGUUCGAAAAUAAAGAGCUAAAUGAA